Messenger RNA from Penicillium alfredii, 666 nucleotides. Its product is annotated as GNAT family N-acetyltransferase. Gene Ontology annotation, molecular function: glucosamine 6-phosphate N-acetyltransferase activity; monosaccharide binding. The coding region runs from base 1 to 666 and encodes 221 amino acids. NCBI's taxonomy places the organism in Eukaryota, Fungi, Ascomycota, Eurotiomycetes, Eurotiales, Aspergillaceae. The record is from RefSeq and is a predicted model, not a curated record. Gene Ontology annotation, biological process: UDP-N-acetylglucosamine biosynthetic process. Gene Ontology annotation, cellular component: Golgi apparatus; endoplasmic reticulum; endoplasmic reticulum-Golgi intermediate compartment. The transcript has a single exon.
AUGACAUCGAAUACCAUAUUGACAACAAAAAUACAACCACCACCCGGGCCCAAUGCCAAGUUGGUCCUCCCAGCGACCAACUCACAUACCGCCACCAACCCCACCAUUUUCAACGACGCAAUGGCCGUACGGAUGCCAGUGUUCGUAAAUGAGCAACACUGCUCGGCUGACGCAGAGAUCGACGACGACGACGCCCGCAGCUGGCACUGGGUGUUGUACGACUCCUCGGGGACGAGGACGACGCCCGUCGGAGUGAUCCGGCUAGUACCCCCACCACAGCCGCCGUAUGCGCGGGUCGCACACCCCGAAGCAGCCGAGGAUCUGCCCGAGUACGACUGGGCGCAUGAGCCGUGUAUCAAGCUCACGCGCGUGGCGGUUCUGCCCGCCUAUCGGGGCAAGGGGCUGGGGCGGCGGCUCGUUGAGACGGCGCUGGAGUGGGCGGGCACGCAUGCAGCGGAAAUUGAUGCAGCAGCAGCAGAGCGGGCGGCGAGCGCGGGUCGCACGGACCCUCCGCCGCAUUGGCGGGGCUUGGUGCUGGUUCAUGCGCAGGUGGAGGUGGAGCGGAUGUAUACUGGGUUGGGAUUCCAAACGGAUCAGGCGCUAGGGCGGUGGCAUGAGGAGGGGAUCGAGCAUGUGGGCAUGUUUCGACGGAUGGCAGUGCCUUAG